CGGCGCGGCCGCUCGGCGCCUGGCGAGGGCUGCUUCGCCAGCGAGAGAGGGCGGGUCGGGGUCAGCUGCUGCAGACGGGCAGGCGCACGGAGCUGUGGGCGGCCGCUGCCUCUCCUGCCGCCGCCCUCCCUCCACCAAAAUGCCAGGGAUCGACAAGCUGCCCAUCGAAGAGACGCUGGAGGACAGCCCGCAGACAAGGUCUUUACUGGGUGUAUUUGAAGAAGAUGCUACAGCUAUUUCCAACUAUAUGAACCAGUUGUAUCAAGCUAUGCGUCGGAUUUAUGAUGCACAGAAUGAAUUAAGUGCUGCAACACACCUGACUUCAAAACUUUUAAAAGAAUAUGAAAAACAGCGCUUUCCACUGGGGGGUGAUGAUGAAGUUAUGAGUUCUACUUUGCAGCAGUUUUCAAAAGUUAUAGAUGAGCUUAGCUCUUGUCAUGCAGUACUUUCAACACAGCUUGCUGAUGCCAUGAUGUUCCCCAUUACCCAGUUUAAAGAGAGAGAUCUGAAAGAAAUACUGACAUUAAAGGAAGUGUUUCAGAUUGCUAGUAAUGAUCAUGAUGCUGCGAUUAACCGAUAUAGCAGAUUAUCAAAAAAAAGAGAAAAUGACAAGGUGAAGUAUGAAGUAACAGAAGAUGUCUACACUUCCAGAAAAAAACAACACCAGACCAUGAUGCACUAUUUUUGUGCAUUAAAUACUCUUCAGUACAAAAAGAAAAUAGCACUGUUAGAACCUCUACUUGGGUACAUGCAAGCUCAGAUAAGUUUCUUUAAGAUGGGUUCUGAAAAUCUCAGUGACCAACUGGAAGAAUUCUUAACUAAUAUUGGAACAAGUGUACAGAAUGUUCGCAGGGAAAUGGACAAUGAUGUAGAGACCAUGCAGCAGACUAUAGAGGAUUUGGAAGUAGCCAGUGACCCCUUGUAUUUGCCUGACCCGGAUCCCACAAAAUUUCCUGUCAAUCGUAACUUAACCCGAAAGGCUGGCUAUCUUAAUGCUAGGAAUAAAACAGGCUUGGUGUCAUCUACCUGGGACAGACAGUUUUACUUCACGCAGGGUGGAAACCUAAUGAGUCAGGCCCGAGGGGACGUAGCAGGAGGCCUGGCCAUGGACAUAGACAACUGUUCAGUAAUGGCUGUGGACUGUGAAGACAGGAGAUACUGUUUUCAGAUCACUUCUUUUGAUGGAAAAAAAUCUUCAAUUUUGCAAGCAGAGAGUAAAAAGGACCAUGAAGAGUGGAUCUGUACAAUAAAUAACAUAUCUAAACAAAUAUAUUUAAGUGAAAACCCAGAGGAAAUUGCUGCGCGAGUAAAUCAGUCAGCUUUGGAAGCUGUCACUCCUUCCCCAUCUUUCCAGCAGAGGCACGAGAGCCUGCGGCCAGCAGGACCAUCUCGGCCGCCAACAGCUCGAACCAGCAGUUCAGGAUCCCUAGGAUCUGAGUCCACAAAUUUGGCUGCCCUCUCUCUAGAUUCUCUGGUUGCUCCAGACACUCCAAUACAGUUUGACAUCAUUUCUCCCGUGUGUGAAGAUCAGUCUGGCCAGGCAAAGGCCUUUGGCCAGGGAGGCAGGCGUACAAAUCCAUUUGGAGAAUCUGAAGGAGGUACAAAAUCUGAAACUGAAGAUUCUAUUCUUCAUCAGUUAUUUAUUGUCCGAUUCCUUGGUUCUAUGGAAGUGAAAUCAGAUGACAAUCCAGAUGUUGUUUAUGAAACAAUGCGCCAAAUAUUAGCUGCCCGGGCCAUCCAUAACAUCUUUCGUAUGACAGAAUCACAUUUAUUGGUCACUUGUGAUUGUUUAAAGUUAAUUGAUCCACAGACACAAGUUACAAGGCUCACGUUUCCCUUACCCAGUGUAGUUUUGUAUGCUACACACCAGGAAAAUAAGAGGCUUUUUGGAUUUGUUCUUCGGACAUCAGGGGGGAGAAGUGAAAGUAACCUGUCAUCAGUCUGCUAUAUAUUUGAAUCAAACAAUGAAGGUGAAAAGAUUUGUGAUUCUGUUGGACUGGCAAAACAGAUAGCUUUGCAUGCGGAACUGGAUCGUAGGGCAUCAGAAAAACAAAAAGAAAUAGAGAGAGUAAAAGAGAAGCAACAGAAAGAACUCAGUAAACAAAAACAAAUUGAAAAGGACUUAGAAGAACAAAGUCGGUUGAUAGCUGCUUCCAGUAGACCAAACCAAGCCAGUAGUGAGGGGCAGUUUGUUGUCCUUAGCAGUAGCCAGUCAGAAGAGAGUGAUUUGGGAGAAGAAGGAAAGAAGAGAGAGUCAGAAGCAUAAACUUAUCCCUGCUUUUUUGGUUGAUAUUUACCCCUUUGGAAUUUACUGACAGUUUCUGUGAUGAAAAUGGCACAAGGUAACAGCGAUGUUGAAAUAUUAAGGAGGAGACUAAAGUUUAUAUUUGAUUGGUAGUUUUAACUUCAUUUUUUAAACUAAGAUUGACCUUGAUAACUUAGGUUUGCAUUGAUUUUUUUUUCCUUAAAAGUAAUAUACUAUGCAGUAAAUUCAAAUUCCACAUGUCUGAAAGAAACCUUAGGAAUUACAGUUGCUCAAGCCUUUUUUUCCUUCAAAUUGUGAACUUGUUACCUUGCAUUGUAAUUGUCUAGGACCAUAAGAGAUCAUUUAAUCUUCAGCUUCAGAUAGUCAUGGAUAUGCUCCCUCUCUUUCAUUAGGAACAUUUUGCUGGCAUUGAGGAAGCUUUUUGACUGAAUAGGUUCAAAAUCCUUAUACAGAGAAUUAUACAAGUUUGCAAGUAUUUUAACAAUAUAAAAUGUGCAAUAGAACUUUUACACAAUAAUUAGAACAGAGAUUUUAGACUUUUAAGGUUUCAAGUUGUGGCAGGUGGUACUGUUGAUUUCAGGGUACUUCCUUGAUUGCUCACCCUUCUCUGAUGUACUACACCUGAUGCCAGUGGGAGAGAAGCUUAAGUGUCUUCCGUUCAAGAUGGAUACAGCCCUUGGCAUUUUAUUACGUUUUUAGUUCUCAGGUUGGGACUUGAAUUAUUGCUGCAGAGCAGUAAUGGUUAAAAUAAGAUUUUGGAAUUUAUUAAAAGGGAUUUUUUGUUGUUCAAAUACGUUUUAGACUAGCACUUAACAUGUAAAGAUAUUGUUACAGGAUAAAUACAUUGUAUUUUCUGCAUUGCGUGAAAUAAUUUUUAUUGAAGAUCAAGCAGCAUUUCGAAAGACGUUCUGUAACAAUUAUGUUUCCUGCUUAAAGUAGAUAUUCCCAGAGUUUAGUUUAAAAAAUGUAAUCUUUUAAAUUUCAGACUGAUACCCACAGUAUUUUCAUAAUUCCAUGUUUUUAUAAAAUACUGAUCACCACUUUAUAUCCAUGAAGGCAAAUAAUAUAUGAGAAUAGAAUAAUUUGCACUAAUUAUUGUAAAUAGUUAUACUUUUCCAAUGAGUAAAAGGUCUAUUUCCACGAAAGAUUGAAGAGAAAUUGAGUGCUUGGUAUAGGAGAGUCAACCCAGGAGGAUUUUAGCCUGGUGCCAAGGUUAAAGUGACAUUUCUUUACUGCUUACUUCUAUGUCAAACCUUGAUUUUUUUUCUUUACUUGGAUUUUUAACAUUACUGAUAGAAAUUAUGUUCCUGUGUUUCACAUGUAAAAAUAUAUAUGGACAAGUUAAAUGUAUUGAAUAAAAUAUUUUACAUAUGCAUUAAAAUUUAAGAGAUUAGCCACUAAGACUAACUUUACAAGGGAAAAGUUUUUUGUUAUUUGAUAUACCUUUUUUUCUUAUUAGUUCUGAAUUAGAAAUGGCAUUUGUUUUAGUUCCCAACAGUAUAGUGUUGCUGUUUGACACAAUAUGUACAGUUUUCUGCAGGAAUGAGAUAGAUAAUUAUACUUAGGAUCAUGAUUUUUUUUUAGCCAUGUGCCAAAUGGGAAUAAUUACUUAAGCAUUAUUUUGAAGCCUUAUGUUACCAAAACAUAGAGUAAAAAAGUAGAAAUUUAUGGAAUACUUUUUGAAAAAAUUUGUUUUGUCCUUACUAAAGGGAAUACUUUCACAGUAGUUUGUGUAUCAUUCCCUUUUGUAGAAAUUGAAAUUUUUUCUCUGGUCAGCAUUUAAUUGGUCAUGGCAGGUCCUACUUUUAAGGUGUUUUUGAGAAUUAGUAAGCUUUCUGUGUCGUAAGUCUUUUGUUCAUACUAUUAAGCUGUCACCUUACUUAGUUCAGGUGAAACUUCUUAGCCACCGUGCAAGGAAGGUAGUCGGCAUUAGGAGCAGUUUUACUGGGCUGGUUGGUGCUUUGUGAAGUAGUGAAGUGCUGCCCUUGGCAAGUACUCGGGGUCAAAGUGUAGACUAAAGUUAAGUGUACUGGCAGACCUAGGGAGGCUGGACAGACUUGUAGUUCCUUUUAAGUCAUGUUUUGAUAGGAAUUUCCAUAAUAACACAGUCAUAUCCACGGGUAGGACCAAAGCACAUUCCAAUGCCAAAUAGAAGUCAUGUGCGGGUUUAACAAUUUUAGAUUCAACUUCUGCUCCAUUACUGUAGAACUGUAUGAACUAUUUACUCCAUUCCUGCAGAUAUUUAGGUAUCAACUUUAAUAAACUCCUUUUUGUUUAAAGAAAGCCGCCCAUGGAUUUCUGCAUAACGUUAAAGCUGGUAUUUGUUACCCUUUGAAAUCCCGUCUAGCUUUUGGACGCUUUAGUAGUAACUGAAUUCAAUUUUGGAAUAUCUUUCUCAGAUUCAAACCUACACUUAAUGGUUUUUAGAAAUUAACAAAACUGAUUCUUUAAAAAGAAAGAAAUGAAGUCUGCCUAAUUCUGCUGGGCACUCUUGCUGCCUGUGUCAGCAGUACUUUUGUAACCAUGGUAAUGAAGUCAGUAGAUGGGAAACUAUUCCUUCCCCCUUGUAAAAUUUAGAAAACUUGCUAACAAGGGACUGAAACUGUUCCCUUGAACACAGUCCUCCAAAGCCAGUCGAGUUUUUGCCAUGUCUACAGUGAUUACUUUGUGUUUAGUUUCAGAAGAAUUGUCAGACUCCACAAUCUAGGGGUAGUAAAUUUAUGGUACUUUUAUGCUUGGAAAAAGGAUAGUAGGGUGUGCAUAACAUCCUACAUAACAUAUAAUCUUAUGCGGUAAAGGCAUCUGAGUUAAUUUUGAGUUAUAUAUAGGAACUGCAAGUAUUUAUGAUUUCAAUCUUAUUAUACAUACUGACUGACCCUAAGAGCCUGUGUUUUGCAAAACCUGCCACCAAAUUAAUAAAGUGAAACUAUUAACAUUGGUUUUGAUAACAAUGUCCUAGCACUCAAACUACUUUAAAUAUUCAAACAGACUGAUUGUAGCAAGCAAUCCUUUGCUUUUAUUUUUAGCAAGUUUGGCUUACUCUUCGUUCAUGAGGUUUUUUUCUUCCACAUUAGUUAGUAAUACAUAAAAAUUUGAAACUGGAACUAUAUUAUACUUUUUAAUUAAUCUCUCGUGGCUGUACUCAUAUGUAAUUUACUUAGGUUAAUAAGAGAACUGGGGAUUAAGUUAAUAGCUAAUGUGCAGAACCGCUUUGUAUAUUUGGUGAUUUUGUAAUGUAAGUGAAUUGGUUAAUUCUUAUUUCACUGAUACUGUAUUAAUCAUGCAUAUACAAUUAAAAAUUAUGCUACAUUUCCCUUUAAAAUUGGAUUUGAAGAACUCAAUUUUAUGUAAUGGUGGUAUACAUGUGGAGUGGAGAACUUAUUUUUUCAUUUUGUCAAAAUUGGUAUUCCUGACAAGGCUUCAGGAAAUAUGCUGUUAGGAGAUUUUUAAUGUAUAAUAAAAAGUCCAUGAUUUUUGUAUAAUCUUUUUUGUAUGAAAUAUUUGAUAUAUACUGUGAAUUAUUUCUCCAAGUAAUUUCAAAUGAUGCUUAUAAAACAAUUGGACUUUCUUAGUUUGUUAUGACAGUUAUUACACAUCUAACCCCACUGCAAUUUCAUAAUAGCUAAAAUGAAAAGUCAGUUACUGAGAAGUAAUACUAAUUCAUCACUAGUGACUUUUUUCCCCAGAAAAAUUAAGAGAUUUUUCAGUAAUUACCCUAGAGACUUUUCAGUUACCCUAGACAUGUUAACAGAUAGUGUAUACUUGCUAUGUUUGGUCCUAUUCAAAGUAAUUUCUGUGAUUUAAAGGGCCAGGCUGUUGUGUACACCUGAGCCUAUAGUUUUAAUAAUAAUGCAUAUUCAUUCCAUGUGCUCUUUAUUAUUUCCUACAACACUUACCAGGUUCUUAUCUUCUACUGGCAGUUUGUUUUAAUUUGUUUUGAAUUUUAUAAAAUGUAUACAAUUGUAGACGGUCCAGGGAGCGGAUAAAAUUAACUUCAGCAUUCUGUAAUUUAUCUAAGUGCAUGUACAUCCUAUAUUUGUAUAUUGACGUACAUAUAAUCCACCACUCACUUAUAAACAGACACCACAAUUUGAUUUAAAAAAAAUAAAAACUGUUCAUGCCA
This is a messenger RNA of Camelus dromedarius (Arabian camel), 6389 nucleotides long. RefSeq names its product adaptor protein, phosphotyrosine interacting with PH domain and leucine zipper 1 (gene APPL1). The coding region runs from base 140 to 2266 and encodes 708 amino acids. The transcript has 22 exons. Gene Ontology annotation, cellular component: endosome membrane; cytoplasm. Gene Ontology annotation, biological process: signaling; insulin receptor signaling pathway. Lineage: Eukaryota; Metazoa; Chordata; Mammalia; Artiodactyla; Camelidae. Gene Ontology annotation, molecular function: protein kinase B binding; identical protein binding. The record is from RefSeq and is a predicted model, not a curated record.